AUGACUGAUAACGAACAAAUUAAAAACUCCAAAGAUGAUAUCGAUGAAAAUGUCUCUUAUCGUUCUAAUGAAAAUGAUCUAAUAAAUAAUGUAUUGAAGAAUGAUAGAAAAAGAGAUUUUCUUGAUUGUUUACUUGGGUGUGCAUAUGGACAAGCUCUUGGUGAUGCUUAUGGUUUGUCUACUGAAUUCCAAACUGUUGCUCACAUAAAAAAUCUAUAUCCAAAUCCUGCUGAACUCAUUCCUUUUCCUGAUUAUAUUCCAAAUUCUCAUGCUUGUCGAUGGAAAAAAGGAGAUUGGACCGAUGAUACAGAUCAAUGGAUAUUGGUCAUGGAAGCAUUAAUGGAACCAGAUAAUAAUGCAAAAAUGUUUGCUAGAAAAUUAUCUUUGUGGGUUCGACAAGGUUUUCCAGAAUUCAACGAUUUCGGAGGACUUGGACUAGGAAUCAAUGUAGCAAAAGUGAUUAAUUCGAGUGGAUAUCUUGAAAAUCCAUUAGAAGCCAGUCGUAUCGUAUGGGAAGAGAGUAACCGUCAGGUCGCACCAAAUGGAGCUGUUAUGCGUUGUUCAUCAUCAGGCAUUGUAAAUUACAACGAUAUUGAAAAGGUGAAAUCAUCAGCUAUAUCGAUGUGUCAAACGACUCAUUUUGAUCCUCGAUGUGUCGCUUCAUGUGUUUCAAUAUGUCUUGCUAUUGCCUAUAUGUUGCAAACACCAGAUAUCAGUGAUAUCGAAUCACUUAUUGCUCGUGUUCAACAAGAAACAUUGGAUACACUUGGUGAUGAUCUUUCUCCUCAAUAUCAAGAAGAAUUUCUAUGGCAUACAAGUAAAGAUCGAACUCUGGAUGAUCUUGGUUUAGAUGAUGAGCGAGUUAUUGGUUAUACUUACAAAUGUUUAGCAUCGGGUUUCUAUGGAUUAAGAUCGACACGAUCUUUCUCAGAAACAUUGAACGAUCUCAUUCGACAUGGUGGUGAUGCGGAUACUAAUGGAGCAGUAUGUGGAACAAUGUAUGGUGUAAGAUAUGGAUAUCAUUCAUUGCCUACUGAAUGGCUUCGAGCAAUGCCUUACAAAAAAUGGUUCGAUCAAAAGAUACUUCAUUUACUUGAACACAUGAACCUUAUCGAUGGAACAACAUAA
Molecule: messenger RNA, 1128 nt
Organism: Adineta steineri
Lineage: Eukaryota; Metazoa; Rotifera; Eurotatoria; Adinetida; Adinetidae
Source: the annotation of a GenBank genome assembly